AUGGAAGAUUUCUAUGUUUAGUUUAAAGAGUUUUAUGAUAAAGUGAAAGACAUCACGAAUGUUAGGUUUGCCUAUAUGAAAGAAUUGUAUAAUCUAGGAUUAGAACAAUUCCCAGACAACCUAGAGAUUUUAAACUUCCAAAAAAAUAACUAACUUAGCAUACAGUCAGGAAACACUAAAUUAAAAAAGAACUGGUCAGAUGAAGAUAAAAGAAUCUUAAUAUGGAUUAUUGGAAAGUACAUGGCUUACCAUAAACGAGAUUUCAAACAAAUUGUAAUGUUUUAAACUAUAAUCUUUUAUUAGUGUGAAGAAGACUGGUAGAAUAUAUCAUCUAUGAUGUUAAGAAGAGACUCUUUCCAAUGUAAGUAAAAGUGGCUAUAGAUGUUGAAGUUACCACUUCAAUAAGCUCCAUGGGGACAAAACGAAGAUGAAGCCUUAGUUCGAAUAAUAAGUGAAUUUCAGGCUUAGAAUAAAGGAAAUAAAUGGAGUUAAAUUGCAACUGAACUCAAUAAAACAACUGGUUUGAAUGUUCAUAGAAAUGGAAAGUAAUGUAGAGAGAGAUGGAAUAAUCACUUAAAUCCGUCAAUUAAUAGGUAAAUAUAAUAUAAUAAAUGAGAAAUCCUUGGCAAUAAUUGGAGGAUUUGGAACUUAUGAAGUUGGCAAUUUAAAAUGGGAAAAAGUGGGCAUUAAUUUCUAAAAAAUUGAAAUUAUAGAGGAGUGAAAAUAAUGUGAAGAAUAGAUUUAAUUGUUUAAUGAGAAAGGAAAAAAGUGGCAAAAAUAUACCAUAAUCUUAAGAUGAAAGUGAUAAUGAUAAUUAGGAAUCUUAUUUAUCUGAUCCAUCAGCUGAAGAAUUAAGUCCGGAAGAGAUUAAAUAAAUACAAGCUAUAAUUAAGAAGAUAGAAUGGAGAAUGAAAUAAGAUGGUUCUUCUUAUGAAAUUAAAUAAGAACAUUAAGAUUAAGUGUCAAAGAAGGUUUAAUUAGAUAGAAGAGCUUUAAAAACAAAAUAAUAAUAAUAAGAUAAUGGAAACAACAACAAUAAAGUCUAAAAUGUUAAUAAUUUUAAUAAUAUUAACAUUAAUAUUGAAAACUUUACACCUUCUACUUUGAACUAGCAUGGAAAUAAUAAUAAUAAUUAAAUUUAAUUCUAAGUUUUGGAAUAUAAUCAAAAUGAAGAUUAGAGUUAAUUAUCUUUCUGUUUAGUAAACAAAGAAAAAGGGUUUAUAUAUUUUUUAAAUUAAGAAUAAUUUAACAAUUAUGUUAAAACUUAAAAUCAAAUCAACAAUAACUAAUUGAUUAAUUUAUCUAGUUUUUUAGGAGCCUAACCUGCAGCAAAUAACUUGAAUUUUACUAAUAACAUUUCUAUAAAUCCAAAUAUUGAACUUGGUUAAUAAUAAAAUCAAUAAACUAAUAAUUUAGAAUGUUUUUCUGAACAUUAAAGUUUGAAUUCUUAUUAUUAUUAAUGUUUGGCCAUGAACAAUCAAAUGAAUUUUAAUUAACUUCCACCAACUCGAUCAUAUCUAAAUUUGCCAACUCAUUUAAAUAACAAUUUUACUUCCAAUCCAUAAUAUCUCUCUGGCUAUAAUUAUCAUGUGACAUGCUAUUAAUAAUAAUAAUAAUAAUAAUAAUAACCACCUUAGAUGAUGUAUUAAUCAUAAACUAGUGACAAACUAGAUCUUUGA
Molecule: messenger RNA, 1679 nt
Organism: Paramecium pentaurelia
Lineage: Eukaryota; Ciliophora; Oligohymenophorea; Peniculida; Parameciidae
Source: the annotation of a GenBank genome assembly